UUAUGAUGAAGACGAAAAUCCUGAAAUAACUACUAUUAAUGAAAAUGUUGAAAUCACUACAACUAAUGAAAGUGCUGAAAUAUCUGUUGUUAAUGAAGAUUCUGAAGUAACUAUCAUUAAUAACAAGCAUAAGCGAAGCAAACCAGAGUUGUGGGUCUUUAAAGAAGGCCAUUUUACUUGA
Molecule: messenger RNA, 181 nt
Organism: Cetraspora pellucida
Lineage: Eukaryota; Fungi; Glomeromycota; Glomeromycetes; Diversisporales; Gigasporaceae
Source: the annotation of a GenBank genome assembly